UUAGUGUUGUGGCUUUUGAUCAUUAAAACAGAAAUUAUUACAGUGUCAUUACGGUUUAUUAACGGUUUACUUCAGUCAGUUCAUCUCUAUGUUUUUUUAGACUUUUAAUAAAAUUAGAUUAUAAUAUACUUUAUGUAUUUUCAUUUUUAAAAUGAGUUUGCUAUUUUGGGUGUUGUAAAUGUCCUAAACGGGCCUCCGUAUACGUGCGUCUCGGUAAAUUACUGUUUUUUAUUAAAUAAUUUAAUUACUUAUUUUGUUUUUUUAUUUGUUUGUAUUUUGUCAUUAUUUACAAUAAUAUUAUUGAAUCUAUGCUUUAUAAUAAACUAAAUAACCUUUUUAAUUUUUCGCGACCUCGUUGAGCGACAACAAAGGUUUCAGGUAGGUAACUUAGUGUGAGGGCGCUUUAAACAACCCGGGAGAUUUGAGCGGUGGGACGAGCCCGGUCCUCCACGGAAUGCACACCGGGUUUUCCGGGUGUCCAUCAGCGGGCUCCUCGCAGCCUCUCGCUGGUUUUUACUCAACUCCUGUCCUGAUAUCACUCCGCUGGCAUGGCGGAGAAGCGGACCUGAUUAUUGUGAUGGUGGCAGGCGGCAGCCAGUGACUACAGACUUCCGCCACCGCUUCCCAUAUCCGCGUUUUGCGCUGUCGGGGCCACUCUAGUCGCCUCUCAACCGGACUACCGAUGGCGCUUGUGCGCCGCUCAUCAACUCAAUAACAUCUUCACCGGGAUUUCUUUCAAGCCCAAACCAUAUGAGAUGCAAGUUUACUGGGAAACUCCGGAGCCCGUUCGGUUCGCGCAGCAAAACUUUUUCUCAGAGGACAGCUCCGCGAAGCGCCGAGUGGACUGUUGCUGCCGCCGCCGCCGCUGCCGCUGCUCCGCGGGACGGUUUGUGUGCAUAUGUGCCCGCUAACCGCGGCGUUAUAUUGUUGAUUUCUCUUUUUUUUGCCUCGGCCGUGUUGCUGUUAGCAGCGUGGCAGCGGCUUUUGUUGUCGGAUCCACUCGGGGUCUCGCUCCGGCUGGCUGUUAUUUGCGCGUUGCCGUAGCAGUUUGUUUGGAAACAGCGCGGAGGAGGGAGGAAGGGACGGCCACUGGCGAGACCCUCACCCUCACCCUCACCGCCGGGCUCGCGGCUCUUUAACGCGUCCCCGGCGUCGCUCGCUUCGGCGGCUCCUAUCCCGCCGUCCGCUGUCCGGCUGCCCGGGACUUCACCGGAGGGGCACGGGGACGGAGAGGGCGGUAGGCGGCGGUGGAGGAGGUGGUGACGGCGGCGUCGGCGAGCUCGACGGGGGGAGAAAAGUUCCUCCAAAAUAGCAGCCGCGCGGCCCCGUGAUGGGGGACUUCGCCUCCCCCGCUGCCGGACCCAACGGCAGUAUCUGCAUCAACAACAGCAUGAACCCGGGCGCCGGGAGCGUGGUGCCCCCCGGGACCGUGGGCAUACCUAAGCACAGCACCGUGGUGGAGCGGCUGAGGCAGCGCAUCGAGGGCUGCCGGAGACACCACGUCAACUGCGAGAGCAGGUACCAGCAAGCCCACGCCGAGCAGAUGGAGAUAGAGCGGAGGGAGACGGUCAGCCUGUACCAGAGGAGUCUGGAGCAAAGGGCCAAGAAGUCGAGCGGCGGCAGCAAGCAGCCGCAGAGCAAGCAGCCGGAGCCGGACUCUGCCUCCUCCGCGGAGCAGCGGAAUAACACGCUCAUAGCGCUGCAGGAAACUGUAAAGAGAAAGCUGGACAGUGCACGGUCGCCACUCAACGGGGAUCAGAACGGUAUCUGUGAUGGAGGCAGCUACUCACCAACUACCAAACGGGUGCGGAAGGAGGGCUCCAGUGGUUUGGACUCGCUAACAGGUUUAGCUAACAGCAACAAUAACAAUGUACCACCCAUCUCGCCACUGCACCAAAUGGACAUUAAACCUUUGCUUGGUGGGCCCAACACGUCCUCUGGAAACAACACUACAAACAGCAACGGCAAUCACGUAGGCCGGACGUCAGAUGAACUGGGAAAGAAUGGUGGCAGCCAUCUCCCAGACAUGAAGCUGAAUGGCUCGCUGGACUUGGAAGACAGCUUUAGCCUACUCAAAGAUCUAAAACAGGAGCCGCUGGAUGACGGGGGAGGGAUGGAGUCCUCUGAUCCUCAGUCUCUGUCCAAUCAGAACAAAUUGUUUUCUGACAUCAACCUCAACGACCAGGAGUGGCAGGAGCUGAUUGAUGAGCUGGCCAACACUGUUCCAGAGGACGACAUGCACGAUCUCUUCAACGAGGACUUUGAGGACAAGAAAGAGGCAGACUUCGGUAGACUGGCGAAUAAUCAGACACCGGGCCCACAGGAUGCAGCUGGGAAUACAACAGCACCUGGAGGAGGGGUGGGGCCUGCAGCAGGACUGCCUCAUCCUCCUCAAGGCGGCCCGCAGGUUCCCAUGGGCUCACCACAGGUGCGACCGUCAUCGUCCGGCCCCCAGUUUGCCACCACUGCCAAUGGAACUCCUCCUCAGCAACCUUUGCAGCAGUCGCCAGCGGUUGCCAUGGCAUCAGGUUCACCCUUGCACAACUGUGUGGCCCGCUCCCCUCAGACCCCAACCCAGGCUCAGACGCAAGCAGUUUCUCGGCCUGGAAACGGGUACAUGAUGAAUCCUGGCCCAGGGGUCAGUCAGGCGGGAACAGGACCUGGACCGGCUGGGGUCGCCACUGGAAGUCAGCCUGUAGGGCCUUUGACACCAGAACUUUCUCCGGCAGAGCAGCUUAAAGCAAUGGCUCAGCAGCGUGCUAAACUGCUGCAGCAGAAGCAGCAACAGCAACAGCAGCAACAAGCAGCUAACUGGUCGCCUGCAGGUGCUCCAACGAGUCCCUAUAACUCUGGUCCCUUUAAUCAGGACAAACCCAACAGUCCUAUGAUGUACCCACCGCAAGCCUUUAACGCACCACAGGGCCCUGUAGUGACUGGAAUGGCCUCCAACAAUGGGCCCAAAGCCCCCAUGAACAACUACCUCCCUCACAACCACAUGGGCAUGAUGGGCCAGCAGCCUAACAGCAUCAACCACAGCGCCCUGUCCAAGCAGCAACAGCAGCAGCAAACGGCAGCCAUGUUGUCCUACAACAACACCAAACCACUCAGUCACUUCAGUGGUAGCGGAGUAGACCACAUAGGCCAGAGGAUGACUCCACCCAUGGGAGGGAACAAUCAGGUCAAGAACCCCAUGAUGCCACCCUACAUGGGUGGUGGUGGAGGUGGGGGCCAGGGGGCGGGGCCUGGACAAACCCAGGGGCCAAUUCCAGGGCAGACGGCCCACCUGAAUGAUGAGCAGAAGAGGAUGCUGAUGAUAAAGCAGAAGGUGUUGAACCAGAACAUGCCCUAUAGUGCCAUGCAGUCUCAUGGGCAGGAACAAGGUGUGAUGGGAAUGUCCCGACCGCCCGGCGCCAUCCCUCCUCCUCACCCCGCUGGGGGCGUGGCCUCCGGAGUGGGCCCCAAUCAGGGGGCUGGUCCACCUCCAGGUUAUGUGGGGAACCAGCAGCAGGCAGCCAUGAUGAAAAAGAUGAUGGUGAUGGAGCACCAGAAACAGCAACUCUUCAGAGAGCAGAGACAACAGCAGCAACAGCAGCAACUACUGGCUGAACAGCUCCAACAGCAGCAGCACCUCCCUAGACAGAUGGGUCAGGGCCAGAGGAAUCCAUAUCCCUCAGUCAAUCAGUACCAAGGUCCUCCACAGGAUUUAGCAUCCAGGAACCAGACUCUCCAGAACAUACGAGCUGCCCGUCUCCUACAACAGCAGCAGAACCAGCAGAUGGUCCAGAUGAGUUCUGUCCAGGGCCAGGGGGGAUCUGUUGGACCGCAAACUGACAUGGGCCUACCCUAUGGCAACCAGGGGUCUAACCAGGGGUCCUUGUAUGGUCUCAAUCCCUCCAUGAGCCAAAUGAUCCACCAGCAGCAGCACCAGAGCCAAAGCGUCCAAGCUUCCAUGGGUCUUCCACCACAGCACAACCCUGCCGGAGGGCCGCCCCGGCAGGCAGGUGCAGGUCCUGGGGUUGCAGGUAUACCUACAGGUCCCGGGGCUGGUGGAGGCUAUGCAGCACAAGGGAUGUUAAUGAACUCCAUGACCCAGCAAUCCCUCAAAGGACCUGCUAGUGCCAAAGCCCAGGCACAGAGACUGCAAAGCAUGCUAGGAGCAGGAGGAGGCAACGGCGGAAUGGCGGGAGGUAGCUGGCCCCAGCAGCAAGGACAGAGUCUGCAGGCCAUGGCCGGAGGAGUUGGAAGGACUACAGGGGGAGGGGGUGGAGACAUGGUGGGGUUCAGCUCGACGCAGGGUUACGGGAUGCAGUCGAGUCAACCCCAGCACAUGGCCAAGCAACACUUUCAGGGCCCGGGACAAGGGAUGAGCCAGGGAAUGGAUCCUAGGGUAGGCAAUCCAGCUGCAGCUAUGGGUGGCCCUAUGAUGGGCCCUCACAUGGGCAGUCAGCCCAGGACCAACCAGCCCAGACUCAUGGUCAUGAACCAAGGCAUGAACCAAGGGGUGAUGGGCCAGGGAAUGCCUGGAAUGGGGGGCUUCGGACCGGGCCCUGGGGGCCCAGGAAUAGGGGCAGGUGGAGGAGGAGGUGGACCUUACGGACCAGGAGGUGUGGGGGUUGGAGGUCAGCCACAGGGCUACCAGAGGACAGCCAAUCAGGAUAUGUCAUCCUAUGGAUAUGGGGGCGGGCCCUCAGGCGGAGGAGCCUUUGGGUUGGGUGAUGGCCCAGGGGGCGAGCUGGACUCAAGCGAUGGUUGGAUGGAGGAGUUUUUCACGAGCCAAUAACCAACAGACAAACUGGAGCUGAGCUUUUACUGGAUGAACUAAACGUUGAAGCAGGACAAACAUUGAAACCUGAGAAAGUAAAACUAAAGAGUUAUGUGGACUGGCAUGUGUUUUUGUAAAACAUGCCUGUGGUUAUAAAGGUUAUAAAUUAGUUCCUGAGUUAUGGGCUGUGUGUGUGUGUGUGUGUGUGUGUGUGUGUGUGUGUGUGUGUGUGUGUGUGUGUGUGUGUGUGUGUGUGUGUGUGUGUGUGUGUGUGUGCGCGCGUGCGCGCGUGCGCGUAAGAUCUUGUGCAUAUUAAUGAAGAACCAAUAUAGAGAUUAUAAUGCGUAUUCCAUUAGUUUCCCUUUUUUCCACCAUGUUAAAAAUGUCUCUCAUGUCCCAUUGUUUGAAAGCGAGCUCCUUUUACACAGCAGCUCUUUGAGUCCAAGCUUCAGCAGAGGCUGAUUGAACACUGCAGACUGAUGAAGGAGAGGGAAGACUUGUUCUCUAGACAGCAAUUUAUUUGUUUGCGCCACCCAGCUCAGUGCUUCAGAUCUCUCGACCAUGUGAGGAGCUGAGGGGAGCAGAAAGCACUCUCAACACUCUUAUUUCCUGUCGUAGAUUCAUGCACCCUACACACUCACACACACACACACACACCUGUCUCCAUCACGGGGUCCGUGCUCUCCUCACCCGAUCUCCCCUUCCACAAUCGUCCCUUGCGCUCAAGGAUCUGUUGAAAGUGUGGCGAUCUUCUCACUCUGCCCUCCAGUGCUGUGCCUUGGUGCCGUUGUUGUCUUCCCACCUCCUGCAUGUGUAACGGUGGAUGGCAGGUAUGCGCGCAGAGGGAGACAAAGAGAGGGGAACGCAGGGAGGGGAAUAGGCAGCUACUGCAGGCACCCGAACCCAAAAACUCACACGCCCACGUGAAAACGAGCAUCAGCUGGAGCGAAUGAGCGGACGUGUGAGAGGCCGCUAACAGAGCUAAUAUUACAUUAAAACCUCUGCCUCUGCGACACAAAGCGCGUCGCACACAUCAGGCUGACGGUAGAGCGAUCGCUGGGCAGUGAAUGUAUUCUAGCACCACAAGUGACUUCUAAAAAAAAAAACUAAAAAAAAACCUAAUUGAGAGCCCGCCCACAUUUUGUUCGUUGCUGUGUUUCUAACAAUGAUGCUGGUUGUGUCUUUGUCAAUUGCAAGGGAAAAAAAGUUAAACUCAGCUUUUAGUUUUAGUUCCUGUUGUCUUUUGUUGUUCUGUUUGUCCUCCCGCUGCAGCAGAGCCUUUCCUUCCAUUGUUACACAGCUGCUUGCCAAUCACCGCCGCCCUGCUUUACGUCCAACCCUACUACAUACAGUAACUAUGCCAUGCUGUCACACUACUGUGAAGAAAUACACGUCGCCCCCCCUCCUGGUUUUUGAUGAGGAGACUGAACCACUACGGAGCCUUGAGUUUGCUUUACAGAUAUGACACAACUGUGGGACAGCUGCUCGGGCUUAAAGGGUGACGGCAGUUAGCGCCAGUUAGCAUUAAAUCAGUGCUUCCACUUACGGCAGUGUCUCCCUCUCUGAGUAACUUGGACUUGACUCCUCGGAUUCCAAUCCUUCCCAACGUGUCCACUCUUUAACCCCGAUGUUUGAGUAAUAAAUGUGUGUCAGAUAGGUUCGUGGUUGUUGGUAAAGUAACACCUUUCUCCUGUAACUGUUUUGUAAUCUUGCUCAAACGUCGAAUGAAAGCGCGUUUAUAUGUGCAUUACUUUGGAUUCAGCUCGUCCGGGUGAACGUUUGAAGUAUGAUGCUGUAGUCAACAAAACCAAAAAGCCUUCUCUGUAAAUUAUUUCCUAGCCAUCGAUGCGUUCCUCCUCAUGGUUGUUGGUGUUCAUAUAAUCCAACCCUUUAAAUACAAACUUUAAACACCAUACUCAUGGAAGCGUUGCUGCGUUCAGUAGCACCCGUCAAGAAGGUCUUUUUUUUUUCUCAUGUUUGGGGCACGGACUUCCUCCAUGUCGCUGUGUGAAGGUCAAGGGCGGACAGACGUUUAAGCCUGCAGCGUUCCCCGGUUUUAUCAGUGGGAGAUUAAUUUGAGCCUCGUGCAGGAAGAGCGGGAGAGCUACACUGCUCGUACUUUCAACCUUUAACCAUCCACCACCAGUCCAGUCGUCCAGGCUCAAACAUCAGUUCUGAGUGUUGGUCAAAUGAAAUGAAAUGAAGGCAGUGCAUAUGGAAAUACCUGAUGUUCACCACUCCAAAGUGGACUCAGGAGGGUCGAGACAAACGCCUGGGUCAGUGUUAAGGUCUCACUCCUUUGUGACCUUUUUGCCUUCUUCAGAGUGUGUGUUCUUGGUAUGUUUUGAAAUUCCUUAACGAAGAGAAAGGAAGCUUCCUCCAAAUAUUAUGUACCGGGACCAAGUCUGUAGACAACAUUUUAACAAAAAAUUGUUGCUGUUGAUGUUCAUUGUUUUGUUUUGGGUUUUUUUACUGGUGCUGACAUAUAUGUGAUUAUGAGAAAAUAUAUAAAAGAUAAUGGCUAUUUGUAAAUAUGUUUUUACAGUUUUAAAUACAUCAGAUAAUACAGUCUCUACUCUGUAAAGAAUUUACUGUUGGAAAAAUAGAGAAGUAUUUUUAUUUUGACGUUUUGGUUUCACUUUUAACCCAUCUGAGCUAUGCCAUUGCACUUCAGACAAUGUCUUACUACUAAUUUGUAUUGUAAACCUUUCUUUUGGGGAUUUUUUUAAUUUGUUUUUUCUAGUUUGAGAUUUGACUCUGUUCUUAAGCAGUGCUUAUUUCUUUUUAUCUUGUACAGAAUUCUGAAAUGUUAACAAAAGAAAAUUACAAAAGACUUUUUUGUUUGUUUUUCAAAAAGAUACAAUAAAAAGAGAAUGUUCUCACUGAUCAUAUUAAAUUAAAGCUUUUCUUUAAUUUUCUUUCA
Molecule: messenger RNA, 7685 nt
Organism: Betta splendens (Siamese fighting fish)
Lineage: Eukaryota; Metazoa; Chordata; Actinopteri; Anabantiformes; Osphronemidae
Gene: maml3
Product: mastermind-like transcriptional coactivator 3
Exons: 6
Coding region: 1331-4780 (1149 amino acids)
Biological process (GO): Notch signaling pathway; positive regulation of transcription of Notch receptor target
Cellular component (GO): nuclear speck; nucleoplasm
Molecular function (GO): transcription coactivator activity
Source: RefSeq, a predicted model, not a curated record